Molecule: messenger RNA, 5352 nt
Organism: Moesziomyces antarcticus
Lineage: Eukaryota; Fungi; Basidiomycota; Ustilaginomycetes; Ustilaginales; Ustilaginaceae
Product: lte1 protein
Exons: 1
Coding region: 1-5352 (1783 amino acids)
Biological process (GO): positive regulation of GTPase activity; Ras protein signal transduction
Cellular component (GO): plasma membrane
Molecular function (GO): guanyl-nucleotide exchange factor activity
Source: RefSeq, a predicted model, not a curated record
AUGGACGCCCAUCCAGCCAACGCGUCGGCGGCACUCGCGUCGUCCACCUCGCAGCUCGCAGCUCCCGCGCCCAUCGACGUGGAGACCACCAACUGGAACGCCGUAAAGAUCCUUGCCGUGCAGCACGACAUCCCUCUCGCCCUGCUCGAGUCCAUCCGCGACACCGUCACCGCCGACCCCGAUGCCGACUUUGCCUCGCACGACUUUGGUCUGGCCACUCGCUUUGAAAUCACUGCCGUCCGACUCGAUUCUGGCCGCGUCGGCUUCCGAUUCCGAUCUCGUCGUCCCGACCACGCCGCAGCUUCUACGACACUCUCGCCUCAGCCUGUCAAGCCUCGGGCACUUCCAGCACUACAACAUGGCAUCCCGCGCUCCAGCUCAUCCGGCGCGGUCUGGACUCCUGAUCCGUCGGAUCCAACACCUGUCCCCGCAAAGUCCAACCUGAGCGCAAGCCUCUUUCGACGAACGGGCAACCUCAGCCUCAAACACUCCAAAUCCAUCCCCGUCCUGCGUCGCAAAGCUUCCGGCGUCUUGGCCCCAUUUGCCGCGCCCGAAGCUCCCAAUGCAACCCAUGCGGCCGAGCUCUCGACCAAUCACGCACCAGCAGCUGGUCACGACCAUGCCACGACCAUGCUCGCGCCAGCCCUCCCAAUAACCUCGCCGCACAAGUCGGCAGCAGCCCAGAAUUCUGUCGACCGUCUCCAUCCAUACCGCUUCGCAGCCGCACCGGCUCUCAUGGCGCGCACCGGAAGCUCUCCCGUCAACGGUCCCCAUGCCAAUCGCUACGCCACCGACCACAUCGAAGAAGGCGACGUGCUCGGCGCCAUUCUCGGUCUCGGUCACGCCGACUUGUGGGCAAAAGCGCUGCCCGACGUGCAAGUCGCGCCCCAGCACCGCGCACUUCAGCCCCAGUCUCGGCGCAGGCGCUCCUCCAGCAGCUCUUCAGGCGCUUCCCGUGGCAUCUCCGCCAGCCAGCUUUCACCGCCUCAGCUCCGCCUGCCUGACCUCAGCUUGGACUCGCAACCCUCCAGCUCCCCCAGGGUUCACCAGCUUAGAGAGGCGCAGUCCUUCGAGUCCACCGUCUCCGACGCUACAGCUCGCGGCGAACAGAACGAUCCUUCGAUCGAACAGAACCCGCUUGAUCUGCAGCCUCUCGUACAGACCCAAGAUGGAAAUUCCAGCCGCCUCGAUGACAAGACGCUCAUCUUUGACGUCCUUCAGUGCUACCACCGCCCGACUCCCUCAUCAGCCUCGCAGGCGUCUGGCUCCUUGCCAAGGUCGCAUCGGUCGAGGCUUGUACCACAAAAAGACCUCGCCUCCUCCGAACCUAACUUGGAUCGACGCGCUGCCAUGGAGGACUCCCCGGCCUCGGACUUCCUCGCUCAGGCUCAAGCUUUGCCCACGUCCGCUUCGCCUGGCGACGAUCCACGCUUUGCCGUCUGGGCCGUCAAAGGUGACACCAACGACGGCUCCUUUGUCGUUUGCAAUCGAUUCGGCCACACCGAGCACGGGUCCACCCUCUCGCUCACCUCGCCCGCCUCCACGACGACCUCCCCAUCAUCCACCACAAAGCGUCGCAACCGCAAGAGUCAGCUUCCGUUCGGCAGCAGCAGCGAUGCCCAAGACGCAACGCCCGAACGCAACGCCCAGUCGUCACAACCCAAGCCAAUGCUCCUCGCCGCAUCCGCGUCUCGUCUCGUCGCAGAGCUCACUGCCGAAAUCGACUUGCACCUGCGCAACGACUUUUUCUACACCUACCGCGCCUUUAUGACGCCGCUCGACCUGCUCGAGCUCCUCAUCCUCCGAUUCGAGUGGGCCAUCUCCGAUCCCACCUCGGCAGAGGACGAAGCUCGUCGCCGCAUCGUCCGUGUCCGCACCUACGUCGUCAUCAAGCACUGGCUCCAGCAUCACUUUGAUUCCGAUUUCCUCCCCAACCGCGCCUUGCGUCAGCGUCUCGCAGCCUGGCUCAACGCUAUGGCCAAGGACGAGCGCAUCACAUCGCGCCCAGCUGACAUGAACAUCGUCAACAGUCUGCGCAAGAUCGUCAGAUCGCUCAAGCAGACCUAUUCGCAGUCGGGCGUCGGCGGCCUCCUUCUGAAUGACGCCGGUCGACUCCCGGACAGCACGUCUAUGCGUCGCAAGACCGACAGCCUGUCCACCUUUGCGUCGUCCUCGCACGACUCGGAGUCGAGUUCCGGUAUGCACAUGAGCGUCGCAUCCAACGAGGAGCACGCUCCCAGCAGUUCCAGCUCCGUGCCAUCGACCACAGAGGACGUCAAUCUCGACUUUUCUGAGGACAACGGCUCACACGACGCGCCGCAUGUCCGAUCUCCGUCAUCCGAGCAUCAGCAGCAGAGCCCCGCAGCCAAGUCCUCCCGCGUGGAUUCCUCGGGCUCGUCGCUCGCUGCUCGAAAGGCGGCCGCAGAGUCCGUCUUGGUCUCGCACAGGCACACGCUAGCACCCGCUACGUUCCUUCCUCCCAGAGCAGCCCCGAGCUCCAAUAGCUCGUCGCCUGCACCCAUGCCGCAUCCCUCCAACGCGUGGUCGCGCGCUUUCGUGCACACGGUCGGCCGUCUGUCAAAGUUCAAGCGUGUACUUGGCAAUCGCGGUCUAGGAAUGGACAGUGCCAACGACCUCGAGGCCGAGGCCGAGCCGUGCCACGAUCUCCUCUUCGCCAAGGGCGGCCUCGAUAGCCUUCUGCAGUACUUUGCCAUCGAACAAGCUCGACGUCAGUCGUCCUCGGUGAUGCGCCAGACGACGCUCCCGCGCCAGCGUCCUUUGUCGCGUACCGAGGAGGCGAACGAGGACGAGGAAGAAGGCGGAGCCAGUCAGAUGUCGGAGGACAGCACAGGUCAAGAAGAGACACCCAGCUUGGCGGGUGCAUCGACAAACAGGUCCACGCCGGCAAGCUCGAUCGAUCUUAACGCCCUCUCUGAAAAGAGGGCCUCUAUCAGCAGGCAAGACGGCCGGGGCCUCGGCAUUCACAAUACCGACGAGGAUGUCCUGCACCCUGCCGCUUUGGAUGCUCAUGACCCGCUUGGUCUGGAUGCGUCCUUUAUCCGCCCGCUGGACUCGUUCGUCAAGCGGAGCACCAAGGGUGAAGAGCCGCUGCACCACGCCACCAGCGAACAGACGCUCCGCUCGGUCUCACGAGCCCCUUACGGCCGCGGCUCUGAGGAUUCCGUCUCGGCUGGUCGUGCCUCCAUCGAGCACGACUCGGGCACGUCUCGAAAGCCGCACGGCAUGCUUAGUCGCGGGCCAUCCAUGCGAGCUUCGGUCAUGAGCAAUGGUGCGCCUCGCAUCGUCCAGAUUGACGACAUCGAUCUGUCCAGCGACGACGACGACUUUGCGGUCCGCAAAGCUCUGCGACGGCUGCCGGGAGCGAGGGAUCUCCGGCAGGCAAACAACAUCCGGGACCUCGAGCCUCCCGUGUUGCAGGGCGGACGCGAAAGCUUCGACUCGAUGGCAUCCUCAAUGUUUCGACAUCCUGCAGCAACGCGUCAAGUGCACGUCGGCUCGUUCAGCCGCGGUCAUGUGCGUGGCUUGAGCGUGGACAGUGCUCUGCACGUGUCGGAUCAUCUUCUCGGCUCCCCUACGGCGUUGCCUCCAGCCCCUCCCAUGAUCAGCACGGUUCAAUCCGAGAUGCUCGAUCCCGACGAGGCGUUGCAAGGCUACGAGCUCGUCAAAGGGUUUCGGCUGGACGACAUCGAGAGCGACGACGAGGAGCCUGGCGAUGUCGAGGCAGCCCUCCGUCGGCUGGAAGGCAUCAUCGACGAGGAUCGGCAGAAGCAGAAGGCGAACCGCGUUGAAAGGCUCUGGCAGCGUUCGCUGGCGCGCAACGCACGUGCGGACGACGCUGACGGCAAAGACGAGGCAGCCUCGCUCGACAAGCGUGCGAGCCAGAUGUCGACGCACUCUGGCGCCGAUCGCACUCUGUCCUCCUCGCUCACUGGCGGCUCGCUCGCCGAUGCAGAAGACGAGGCGUCCAACGCAUCCGUGCAUCCUUGCGAGCGUUCGUACGACGAGGUCGAGGCGGCUUUGGCAGGGUCAGCGUCUGUGGACGACGCCGAGAUCGAGGCGCAGUCUUCUUUCCUCGACCUUCAAGAGAGCCGAUCGGCCUCGGAAGCCGAGGACCACGCCACCGCCACGCAGCCUCCUGCGGGUGCACCUGCUUCCGCCGCCAUACCUGUCGAGGGCAAAAUUGCCCCAACAGCGAUUUUUUCUACCGGCCCGGGCGCCGCGGCGAGCAAGUCUGCAGUUGCGGCGGAUCGCGCUUCGAUGGUCGCAGGCCUGCACCUGUCGCCAGGACGCGGCAUUGCGCCUCUGCCUCCCGUGCACCGAUCUUUCCUGCUCUCGUAUCGGUCCGAGUCGGUGGCGCGCCAGAUGUGCCUGAUCGAGGCGGAGCUGCUGCGAUCGGUCACGUGGGACGAGCUGGCAUCUUCAAGGUGGCGCGAGCGCCGUUUUGGCUCCGAGGUGACCGACUGGGAGGCCUUCUACCGCGACCGUGUGCGCGACCGCCUCGAGGCGCAGCGGCUCGGCGAGGUGCACGAGGAGCGCGCCGUCGAGGCGAUCGUGGCGCGAUUCAACCUGACGUCCAACUGGGUUGCGAGCGAGGUGGUGCUCACGCAGAACAUCGACGAGCGCGCGGCGGUGAUCUGCAAGCUGAUCCGCAUCGCGUGGAAGUGCUACCUGCAGUCCAACUUUGCGUCGCUGGCGCAGAUCAUCUUUGGGCUGAGCACGCCCUGGGUGGAGCGGCUGCGCAGGACGUGGAAUCGGGUGGGCUACUUCGAGAUGCGCAUGUGGAAGGACCUCAACAGCUUUGUGGGACCGCGCAACAACUUCCGCCACCUGCGCAACGCCAUGCUGCAGCUUGCCGACGGCACCUCGGGCAUCGGCGGCAACAGUGCCAGCGGUACCGCGGCUGGUGGCGGUGGUGUUGGCGAGGGAGGAAGCUCGGCGUCGAACCGUGGCUGCAUCCCAUUCUUCGGUCUGUUUGUGUCGGAUCUCAUGCAGUGCGAUGCCAUGCCGACACUGCUCGACCCGACGUCGCCAACGGCCGCUGCGACCGUCACGACGCGCCCAGAUGGCAAGCUGCGGCUGCUUCCGGCCGAGCCCGGCGCGUUUGCGUACCUCGCGCCGCUUCCUCCUUCGGUGCAUCUGGAGCCGCUGGUGAACGUGCUCAAGUUCAGGAGCAUCGCCGAGGUCAUCCGCCAAGUGUCGGCGUUCCAGUGCGCCGCCAAGAACUACGGCGCCAUGUUCGAGGCCGAAAAGGGCGCCUACGUGCGCUGCUUGAAGCUCCGAUGUCUUCCGGGCGAGCUGCUUGCGCGUCUGAGCCACAUGAUCGAGGCGUGA